Messenger RNA from Zingiber officinale, 426 nucleotides. RefSeq names its product lysine histidine transporter 1-like. The record is from RefSeq and is a predicted model, not a curated record. NCBI's taxonomy places the organism in Eukaryota, Viridiplantae, Streptophyta, Magnoliopsida, Zingiberales, Zingiberaceae. Bases 70 to 426 code for a protein of 118 amino acids. Gene Ontology annotation, cellular component: plasma membrane. The transcript has 4 exons.
UCGUCCGCCGAAAAAGCCCUCUCCGCUUCUUCUCCAGCCGACGACGCAGAGCUCCUGCAGAUCUACGCGAUGCCUGUGUUCGACAUGAUGGAGAGCUAUCUGGUCAAAGAGCUUCGCUUUCCUCCUGGCCUAACUCUUCGCCUGAUAACACGAAGUGCUUAUGUCGCAUUCACCAUGUUCAUCGGCAUGACCUUCCCCUUCUUCGGCGGCCUACUCUCUUUCUUCGGCGGAUUCGCAUUCGCCCCGACCACAUACUUCCUUCCUUGCAUCAUGUGGCUUGCUAUUUACAAACCCAAAAGGUUUAGCUUAUCUUGGAUCACUAAUUGGAUCUGCAUAAUUCUCGGGGUCCUGCUUAUGAUCUUGGCUCCUAUUGGUGGAUUGCGAGAGAUCAUCAUAAAUGCCAAGACUUACAAGUUCUACUCGUAG